GAAACACACACACAGCGGACACAGCAGACACUGCAGACACUCUCAGCCGUGUGAGGCAAGUGGCAAGUGGCAAGAGAGAGGCAUCACAUCGUUAUGGACUCACCUACACCGCCAAUUGUCAUCGACGAUUCAAACGGUUCAGCAAUGGAUGCCUGUUUCACGGCAUUCGACAAGGAUGGCGAUGACCGCCUGAAUCUCACUGAAUUUUCGGUAAUCUGCCGCGCGCUGUUCCGCAACGACAAGGGACACAUCUACGAUGUGCCGCCGGAACGGCUCGAGCAGAUAUUCGCUGUGUUCGACACGAAUGCGGAUGGGCAUAUCGAUAGGGAGGAGUUUAAAUUCUGUUGGAAUCAAUGGAUAAAAACGAUUGUGCGACCGGUGAACGCGUUCCUCAUUGUUGAUGUACAAAAUGAUUUUAUAAGUGGUUCCUUGGAUAUAAGUAAUUGCAGUGCACAGCAGCAAGGACAUGAGAUACUGGAGCCCAUUAACAAACUCUUGGAUACUGUGGACUUUGAUGCCGUUUUCUAUUCAUUGGACUGGCAUCCCAGCGAUCAUGUUUCAUUUAUUGAUAAUGUCAAAAUGCGGGCCAUGGACGAGUCCUCGGCGCUUGACGCUGAUUCUGCCCAGGUCUUCGAUACGGUCAUCUUUGCCGGUCCGCCACCCAUGAAGCAACGCCUCUGGCCACGUCACUGCGUGCAGGACUCGUGGGGCGCCGAGCUGCACAAGGACCUCAAGGUAGUCGAUCACGGCAUCAAGGUGUACAAGGGCACCAACCCGGAGGUGGACUCGUACUCUGUUUUCUGGGACAACAAGAAGCUGUCGGACACCACGCUGAAUGCCCAGCUGAAGAUGAAGGGCGCCACCGAUAUCUAUGUGUGUGGCCUCGCCUACGAUGUGUGUGUGGGCGCCACCGCUGUGGAUGCCCUUUCGGCUGGCUAUCGCACCAUAUUGAUAGACGACUGCUGUCGGGGCACCGAUUUCCAUGACAUUGAGCAUACCAAGGAGAAGGUGGUCACCAGCGAUGGGGUCAUUGUGCACACAGCCGAGGUCAAGGCCAUGGCUGAGGGUCGUGAUCGCCGUCCCGAAUUGGGCUACAAAUUGGCCAUGGAGCUGAAAAGUCCCGAUUCGGUGCUCUCACAACGCAAUGGCUUUAGACCCACUUACUAAACCCUUCCCCACCCCCCAAAGUGGACACAGGUUAAGGAAUUGAGCAGCACGCUAAUGGCUUAUGGCUAAUGGUUCAUGGACUAAAAGACAAAAUAAAAGUUUAAAUGGCUUUCAGUGUAGUUUAGUGCGUUUCCAAAUAGAAUUUAGAAUGUAGAAAUAAACUCAAAAAUCACCUAGGAAGUGCAUUAAUGGUAGUUAGAAUUGUUAUCCAUAUGCAACAUAUGCAACAA
Drosophila obscura is the source of this 1397-nucleotide messenger RNA. RefSeq names its product nicotinamidase (gene Naam). The coding region runs from base 94 to 1167 and encodes 357 amino acids. The record is from RefSeq and is a predicted model, not a curated record. NCBI's taxonomy places the organism in Eukaryota, Metazoa, Arthropoda, Insecta, Diptera, Drosophilidae. The transcript has 6 exons. Gene Ontology annotation, molecular function: calcium ion binding.